UCACUGAUGCUGACGUGAAGCAAUGCUGGACGAAGAAUGUAUAAGUCUGGCAGAUAAGCAAAUUCUGGAAAGAGGAAGCUCAGCAUCAUUGCAGCUUCUAGUCAGAGUCCAAUGAGCUUAUUCAAUAGGCUUUUGGAAAGCGUAGGUUCCAUACAGCCAAGACUUCUCGUGGAUUUCUAAACAAAGACUCGGUCAAAACAGAUGGAUUUCGAGUGUCCAAUAUGCAGUGAUGAUUCGCAUGUUUUCAAUUCCAAUGAAACUCAGCUCUGCAUGGUAGCCGAUUGUGGCCACGUUUUCCACCGGAAGUGCGUCGCCCAGUGGCAAGAGAGGGGGCACACUACAUGUCCAAGUUGCAGACAACAUUGCAAUCGGGUUUACGAUUUAUACGGAGCAGUCAGUUUGCCAGUGAAGAAAAAGGUCCAGAACGACCGUCCUUGUAAGAAGUGUAGUUUGCUGCACUCAGCAUUGGGGAAUUUAAGACGAUGCUAUGUCAAGUUGCAAAGUACGCUGGACACUGCUCGUGCCGUUUUAAAGGAGAAGGAAAAAAGUUGUAGCCUCAAAGAUUGGAAAAUAGUUCAUCUCAAGUCUGUCAUUCAAACGUACCAACUUCGCCUCAACGUCACUACCCGGAUAAGGAAAAAUUCAUAAAUUAUGAUGCCAUGCAUGAUUAGAUUAAAUACCUCAAGUCAAACUAAUUCUUUUCACGGUUCAAUUUUGAACUUUAAGCCUAAAUAAACAUCAGCCCCUGCCAUUUAAAAACUCAA
Folsomia candida is the source of this 764-nucleotide messenger RNA. RefSeq lists its product as uncharacterized. NCBI's taxonomy places the organism in Eukaryota, Metazoa, Arthropoda, Collembola, Entomobryomorpha, Isotomidae. The record is from RefSeq and is a predicted model, not a curated record. The transcript has 5 exons. Bases 202 to 648 code for a protein of 148 amino acids.